CACACAUCCCUCUUCCUCAUCUCAACCCCGCAAUACGAAGUCGGCGAGCCCGAAACAAGAAAAGAAAAUGGCAGACGAUGAUCAAAUCUCAAUCUACGACGAAAUCGAAAUCGAAGACAUGACCUUUGACCCAAACUUGCAAAUCUAUCAUUAUCCAUGCCCUUGCGGCGACCGAUUCGAGAUUGCGAUUGAUUCCUUGCGUGAUGGGGAGGAGAUUGCCGUUUGUCCGAGUUGUAGUUUGAUGAUUCGGGUUAUUUUUGAUGCUAAUGACUUGGUCAAGGAGGAGCCGAAGCAGGAGCAGGUUAAGAGUGAGGUUAAGGUGCAGGCUUGA
Messenger RNA from Talaromyces stipitatus ATCC 10500, 331 nucleotides. RefSeq names its product CSL family zinc finger-containing protein. The record is from RefSeq and is a predicted model, not a curated record. The coding region runs from base 68 to 331 and encodes 87 amino acids. Lineage: Eukaryota; Fungi; Ascomycota; Eurotiomycetes; Eurotiales; Trichocomaceae. Gene Ontology annotation, biological process: protein histidyl modification to diphthamide. The transcript is spliced from 2 exons. Gene Ontology annotation, molecular function: metal ion binding.